Lipotes vexillifer (Yangtze River dolphin) is the source of this 2430-nucleotide messenger RNA. RefSeq names its product LRR binding FLII interacting protein 1 (gene LRRFIP1). The record is from RefSeq and is a predicted model, not a curated record. The transcript is spliced from 12 exons. Lineage: Eukaryota; Metazoa; Chordata; Mammalia; Artiodactyla; Lipotidae. The coding region runs from base 1 to 2430 and encodes 809 amino acids. Gene Ontology annotation, biological process: regulation of transcription by RNA polymerase II. Gene Ontology annotation, molecular function: DNA-binding transcription factor activity, RNA polymerase II-specific; RNA polymerase II cis-regulatory region sequence-specific DNA binding.
AUGACCAACCCUGCGGCCGCGCAGAACCAGGAAAUAGACUGCCUGAGCCCAGAAGCUCAGAGACUGGCGGAGGCCAGGCUGGCGGCAAAGCGCGCGGCACGAGCAGAGGCCCGAGAGAUCAGGAUGAAGGAGCUGGAGCGGCAGCAAAAAGAGGAAGACAGUGAGCGCUACUCCCGUAGAUCCAGAAGAAACACGUCGGCGUCUGAUGAAGAUGAUCGCGUGUCAGCGGGUAGCCGCGGAAGUCUGAGGGUUGAAGAGAGACCAGAAAAAGACUUCACGGAGAAGGGGUCUCGUGGCCUGCCUGGCCUGUCUGCAGCCACACUGGCCUCCCUGGGCGGGACUUCCUCUCGAAGGGGCAGCGGGGACACCUCCAUCUCCAUUGACACUGAGGCCUCCAUUAGGGAAAUCAAGGAGCUCAAUGAGUUAAAGGGCCAGAUUCAGGAUGUGGAAGGCAGAUACAUGCAGGGAUUGAAGGAGGUGAAGGACUCACUAGCAGAAGUUGAAGAAAAAUAUAAGAAGGCCAUGGUUUCCAACGCUCAGCUAGACAAUGAGAAGACAAACUUUAUGUACCAGGUCGAUACGCUAAAGGACAUGAUGCUGGAGCUUGAAGAGCAGCUGGCUGAGUCCAGGCGGCAGUACGAGGAGAAAAGCAAAGAAUUUGAAAGGGAAAAGCACGCCCACAGUACCCUCCAGUUUCAGUUUGCUGAGGUGAAAGAGGCCCUGAAGCAAAGGGAAGAAAUGCUUGAGAAACAUGGAAUAAUCCUAAAUUCAGAAGCAGCUACCCAUGGAGAGACUUCAGACCCUCUAAAUAAUGUUGGCUACCAAGGUUCUACAAAGAUGACAAAGGAAGAGUUAAAUGCCCUCAAGGCAACAGGGGAUGGGACGCUAGGAAGAGCCAAUGAAGUGGAGGUGAAAGAUGAAAUGGUGGAGAAUGAGGGGAAAAGAGAAAUCUUGCAGAACACUGAGCAAAGACAGCAGAAAGCGGACCCAGGAAAGGACUGUGUGGACACAGAGGUGUUACAUCCUGGUGACAAUGCCGAGGACCGGAAAACCUCUGAAGACAGUGCCCCCUCCCCAGGAACGUUAGUAAAUUCUGAGAACGAGGAACAGGUUCAAAGCCAAAUUCUGGAGAACACUUCCUUCUUUGAAAGCACACAGCAGGUUGAGUCAAGUGAGGUCAUAAACAGACCACGUCAGGAACGUGCUCCUUUGCGCAUUGGAAGGGAGAGCAGUGCAGACACUGGGGAGCAGAGUGGGAACCCCACAGAGGCUGUGCCGGAGGCAGGGCUCACUGGGUUGGGGGAGCAGGUGGGCACUGUAGCCUCAAGUCCUCCAAGGGGUGUCGCUGACACAGUGAGUCACCGUGAAAAGUGUGAGGUAGAUGCUCCAGAAGGCUUGGACCCAAGCUCAGGGCAUGAUUUAGAGAAAGAACUCACCGACCAGGAGGUAGCUGAGCCCAAGGAGGUCCCAAUUCAGAGCACGGAGGUAGGUGGGGAGAACAGUGAAGGGGAGGGUAAAGGAAGAAAAUUAAGGAAUGAGAAACCAAUCGAGCUGGAAGUCCAAGCCAUUCCUUGUUCUCCAGAAGCCAGAAGCAGCCCUCAGGAGGUGACAGGUCCAAGUACGGUAGAUGCUGAAAGUGAACCCCUAGACGUGAAAGAGCCUGAUGAGGAAAAGAAUGAGCCACAGGGAGAGGCACUGGAUUCGUCGCCCAAGAAAACAAAGAACAAGAAAAAGAAAAACAAGAAGAAAAAAUCACCAGCGCCUGUAGAAACCAAAGAUGUUCAGAAAGAGUUAACAUUUCAAAACGCAGGUUUAAGUGAAGUGAAAGAAGAGCAGGUAGAAUUUACUGACAAAAAGCCAGUUGUGGAAGCACAAGAUGAGGUCACUAAAAACCCGAAACAGGACGCUGCGGUAGGAAGCAGUGAACACGCCGAUGGUCCAGAAGAUCCCAAAACUGAGUUGGUUGGAGGACUUCACCAGGACGAUUUUGGUGUAAACACUAAGACAAGGAAAGCAGCAGCUGAUGGAGACACGUUGGAUUUUGAAGAUAAUGCAGUUCAGUCAUCAGGCACCAGUGCCAGUAAUAAAGAAUUAGAGGAAGGUGCUAGAAAAGAUGAUGCUGAGGAAGAUGGCACCGCUCCCAGCCGUCCUCCAGGUCCAGACAGUGAGGAAGUGCCAAGCAGCACCCUGCUCCUAGGUGAAGGUCCCUCAAAGAACAUUAACGAUGCCUGUCAAACAGAAGGUACAGAAGAGCAUGUGACAUCAGAAAACCGAGGUCAGACAGUCAGGAAGGUUUCAGACAGCGUUAGUCUAGAAAAUGAUGACGUGGCACCAGCAGGCGAGGUGGGGGACUUUCAUUCAGAAAGCAAGGAAGAGAUGACAGGUGGACACGGGAAGGGCAGAAACAAAGAGGACUGUAGCUUGUCGUAG